GUCAGCUCUGCAGUCACUGAUGCGGAUCUAGUGGUAGCAGCAGUGCUAUCUGGAAAUAGGAAUUUCGAGGGACGAGUUCACCCUCUUACCAGAGCUAACUAUCUGGCUUCACCUCCCUUGGUGGUAGCCUAUGCAUUGGCUGGAAAAGUGACUAUCGAUUUUGAUAAGGAACCGAUCGGCCAAGGUACCGAGGGCCCUGUGUAUUUGCGGGACAUCUGGCCGAGCAGUGAGGAGAUAGCAAGAGUCGAGAUGGAGUGUGUACGGCCGGAAAUGUUCAGAGAAAACUAUGCUAAGGUUGUGAGCCAAAAUAAGAGGUGGAACGAUCUGCAUGCUCCAGCUGGGAAGCAGUUCGAGUGGAGAGACGAUUCGACCUACAUCACUAAUCCGCCUUUUUUCGCUAAGACUGAGCUCACCCCGACUCCUCUAGAGUCUAUCAAAGAUGCUUACUGUCUGCUCAACCUCGGUGACUCGAUCACUACAGACCACAUCUCGCCCGCUGGGAAGAUCACUGCUGAUUCACCUGCUGUAAGAGUUCCUCUCGAACAGGACAGGUUCACGGUGCUUAUAGGGUCGCUAUCUGAUCGAGCACGGAGUGGAGCCUAA
Perkinsus marinus ATCC 50983 is the source of this 603-nucleotide messenger RNA. Its product is annotated as aconitase, putative. Gene Ontology annotation, cellular component: cytosol; mitochondrion. The transcript is spliced from 4 exons. The record is from RefSeq and is a predicted model, not a curated record. Lineage: Eukaryota; Perkinsozoa; Perkinsida; Perkinsidae. Gene Ontology annotation, molecular function: aconitate hydratase activity; 4 iron, 4 sulfur cluster binding. Gene Ontology annotation, biological process: tricarboxylic acid cycle; citrate metabolic process. The annotation marks the transcript as partial.